Messenger RNA from Clunio marinus, 1830 nucleotides. The record is from the annotation of a GenBank genome assembly. Lineage: Eukaryota; Metazoa; Arthropoda; Insecta; Diptera; Chironomidae.
AUCGAUAAAAAUUCGAGGAAAAGAAAGAAAAUUCAUCUGCAAAUGAAAAUCUGAGAUAAUUUAAAGUUUUCUGUAAAGUGUGAUGAAUUCUUCUGCGGAUUUAUAUCUAAAAUGUGAAAUUUAUUUUUUUCCAUCUGAAAAUUUAUUGAUUUUUCUUUCUUCAUUCCUGUUCAAAUUUUUUGCGAUUUUCUGUAUAAAUCUCACUUUGAUUAAUAUUUUUUGUUCGUUCAUAUCAAUUUCACAUUGUGUUGAUGUUCCAAAAAUCACUUACAGUGAAGUUUUCAAAGGAUUAAAUAAAACUCGCGGACUUUUCCUUCGCUACCGUGAGCUUCAGAAAGACGAAACGAACGAAAAUCCAGGCGAUCUUGAUUACACUACGACAGAGUUGCGGAAUUCUUUAAGGUCGAUUGAGUGGGAUCUUGAGGAUUUAGAGGACACAAUUGUUAUUGCUGAAAAGAAUCCUAAACAUAAAAUCGAUUCACAAGAACUUAAUCAACGACGACAGUUUAUUAACGCUACGAAAAAUGAAAUUAAGUCUAUGAAAGAUAAAAUCAGUAUUUUAAAGAAUCGGGACAAAGAUAUCACAGCAAUUCAACCACUUUUGGACGAACCAUCGCCAAAAAACAAUUCAAACAUUAACAGUAAUAAUUCAACAAAUAACAUUUCAAUCGGAAACAAUUUAAUGAGCACAAUGGCAGCAGCAAGACACAGUGGAACUAAAUACAGCAAACUGGAGAAUAUUCAUGAUAGUCCCAGUCAUCACAAUAAUGGGAAUUAUGAUGGCGAUAGCGCUUUUCUAGGCGAGACAGUUUCAAUUCAACAACGAAUGCUUCAGACACAAGAUGAACAGCUUGACAUGAUGAGCGACUCGAUUGGAACAUUAAAAACUGUGAGCAGACAAAUCGGGAUUGAAGUGGAUGAGCAAGCAGUUAUGCUUGAUGAUUUUGGAAAUGAGCUUGAUGUAACUGAAACGAAACUCGACGCAACAAUGAGAAAAAUGGGAAAAGUGCUUCAGUUGUCAAAUAAUGAUCGAAGACAAUGGACAGCAAUCUUCAUUCUCAGCGUGUUGCUCCUUGUUGUGAUAAUUCUCUUUAUCAUCCUUUAAAAUGACUGAGCAUCGCUGAUUCUGAUCUCAAUUAUAAAGCGGACAUUGUAAAUAGUUUUAAAUGAUUUAGUGAACUAUUUUUGUAGAUUGAAAUGUAGGUCAUUCAUUAUUUGUUGUUAUUUUCAUUUAAUUUAAAUUAGGUUUCGAUGUUUUCGAUAUUGAUUUCUUAUUAGCAUAUUUUGUUGUCGAAUGGAAUCCUUAAAAACUCUUCUGACGAAUCAAAACCCCUUUGAAUAUAAAAAAAAUGAAUUCUUUCCCUUUCAUUCCUUCUUUAACAUUCUAAAAUGUCAUUAAAUUAAAUACAAAUAUUAAGAAUUUAAAUCUAGUCAACCUUUUUAAGUGUCUACAGAAACAUGUUGAGAAAACAGACAACAGCCAAAUUUUUUAAUACUUUUCCGGUUCAAAGAAAAAUCUGAAUUUUCCAUAAGGAAAAUUAAAAUUCUUUUCUUUCUUUCUUCUCUUUGAUGAAUUUCUUAAAAACCAAAAAUAAAAGCAGUAUAAUAAACUGGAAACAAUAAUUUAUCAUAGACUGGAUUUAUAAUUGCUUCAUUUCUAAUUAAUUAAGAAUCUAUCAUUAAUUAUUUAAUGAAACAACUUGUCAAUGUAAACAUUCCAUAAGGGAAAUUAUUUAUUAUUGAAAAAAGAAAAAUGAUAAGGGAAAAUGUCUGGGAAAAUGAAUUAAAUUAAUCUCAGAAGAAUAAAUUAUGUAUUUUACCAACAAUUAA